Molecule: messenger RNA, 2489 nt
Organism: Ananas comosus (pineapple)
Lineage: Eukaryota; Viridiplantae; Streptophyta; Magnoliopsida; Poales; Bromeliaceae
Exons: 3
Coding region: 353-1615 (420 amino acids)
Source: RefSeq, a predicted model, not a curated record
CCCACCAUUAGCUAAGGACCCACCAAGAGGGGGAAGCAAAAAAUCUUAAUUGCAAAGGCAUAUGUCCAUGGAAAGCACGUUCCAUGCCCCACACUGUGCUUUGAGAUUCGCAUCAGGGGAUAUCCGACAGCGGUAGUCGCUUUGUCGCUUGCGAGUUCGUCGUCGCGGAUUUUUUUUUUCCCCUCAUGUGGGGCAUUAGGUGGAAUGACCAACAUAAAUAAUCCGAAGAAGAAGAAGAAGAAGAAAAAGAAGAGGAAGAAGAAGAGGAAAAGAAGAGGAGGAGGAGCUUUUUACCUUUAGUUUGCGUAUUCGCAUAUAAUCAAAAGGCCGAUCUCUCUUCAAUUCACCAAAAAUGUCUCAGGAAUCUCAUUCAGUUACUCUGCAGAUAAACCAACUGGAAUCAGGAAAUGAAGGAGAAAAUGAACAGCAAACUAAAGUUGUUAGGGACCAGUUGAAACGAAUCAUAUUUUUCUCAGUUGCGAUAAUAACCAUGGCUUCUGCAAUACUCUUAGCAUUUUUAAAUGGAGCUAAAGAUAUAAGAGCCAUGCAAUAUUCCUCCACAGUUAUCAAAGCCUACAAUUUCUUCAUCUGGCCCACUCUUCAAUGCCCCAUCUUGUUGUUGAUGUAUGCCUUUUUUCUGUUCGGACGUUAUAAUCGAAUCAACCGAAACCAGAAGAUAUAUCUGAUUAGCGCGAUUACCAUAUCUUCUGUUCUUUUAAUUGUGACAAGCUUUUUCUCCUUAGUACUCCUGAACAAAGACAGUGCAGGGAUGAGUCUUAUUGUAAUUCCUGUCAUAGCUAUCAUAUGCUUCCUUGGAUAUAGAGCUACACAAAAUGUUCACGACCGCGACAGUGUUAACCAUGAAAGCUACAAACCGGAGCAGAAGAAGGCCUUCAAGUUCGCUACUACUAUUGCAACAAUGGCCAUCACCGUACAAACGGGUAUGAUUUAUGCUUCCUUCAAAAGCCCUCCUCUCCAAGCAUUGCAAAGUUUCCAACUUGCGCUAUGUCUCUUCUUCCUGAUCACCAUGGUUGGCAUCUUUGUUAUGAUGGUCACCUCCAUCCCCUUAACUGUUCAUUACUCCUUUUGGAGAGGGAGCCUUUUAAGCUUUGUGAGAUACAGCAGCGCUGCUAUUUUGGUCCUCCUCGGGCUAUCAGCCGCUGCGCUUGCCAUGCAGUUCUUGGAAACUUUGGUCGUAGGCGUGUUCUUGCUGGUGCUCGUCCCUAUCUGUGUAUACUUCACCCAGGAUAUUGGUAUCAGCCUGAGAGAUCCAACUAGUGCUCGACCCUUAUACCAUGACCCACGCUAUGCGGGUGUGAUGAGGUACGGCAUUGCAACGCUGGUCUCGUUCAAUGGUGGCCUACUAGCAGCCAUAUGCGUGGCAAGUGUGGGGAUCGCACCACAGCAAGACCACAUGAGUUUAGGGAUAAGGGUCUGCGCAUUCUUUCAGCUCUUGGCCAUCGAAUCUGGCCUGAUCUGGAUAGGCCUCAUGUUUGAACCGCAGCACGGCGAAAUGUGGGCUUCGAUCGUUGAAAUCUUUUACUCUGUUAGUUUGCUGCUGCAAAUAGUUAUGAUCAUGGCGGGGGCGGUGAUGCUCUUCAUCGUGCUAUCUUAGCCAACGGAACGUUUGGUUGGGGUGAUUAAGUAGACAUAACAUAAAAAUCGUAUUUUCAGAUAGAAGUGAACUUCUAUCAACUUCAAUUUAUCGCUUCAAUCAUAACCAAAUGAAUGGAAGUUAAUCUCGGUUUUGGGCUACACAUAAUUACUGUGAUUAUUUACCUCCAAAACGUUGUCUAUGGGGGACCUUGCUGAGAGUUUUUAUGAAAGAUUGCUAGAGAUGUUGUUGUUGUUGUCAUCGUUAAUGUUGUUUUGGUCUAUUUUAUCUGUCUCCACAUAUAAUAGGCGAUCGAUCAAUACUGGCUUUGUUUUCCGAAAGGUUUUAGGAGGACAUUGGCUUUGUUGUUGUAUAGUUAGUGUCUUGUAAUCCUGGUUGUGGUGGGGCUCUGUACAAAUUUAUGGGUCAAAAAAUGAAUGUGGUAAUUUCUAAGUCGUUUGCAGGAUUCUGUAACUUGACUACAUUGUCUUUUACAGUAAUUAAUAUUACUGAAUAUUGAUUACAGUUCUUGUCCUUUGCUUUCUUAUUAUUUGUGUUUGAUGACAAUGCAUUUGUGUUGACCAAGUAGCUUCUAAUUAAUUAAUGAUUAAUUGAGAAUGAGUAACAUUUUUAGAUUGUGCAUGCCCUAGAAGGCUUCCCUCUAUUAUAUCGAUGAGGUAAGAAACCGCCGUGGUUGAAUAAGAUUAAUUAAUAUUUAAAAAGUUAUACCAAAAAAGCACUAGCUAAUUAACUGAUUGUGCCGUUUCCAUAUCUAAGGGAACUUGAGAUAAUUAAGCGUAGCAGUGUUCUUCUCUUUUGAACAAAGGAUAGGGCAUGAGUCAAUUUUGUGUCUAUUUAGAAACCAACCAACUUAAUCUCCUUGAGAGAGAGAGAG